CAAAAAUGAGGCUUAAACCUAUUCUUCUGUGUUUCCUUUUAGGGGUGGUUCUCAUCUCUUCUGCGGUGGCUCAUGAGCCAUCCAAAGAGGAUGAGUUACAAGUAGAAGAAAAUGGAGUUCAAAAAAGAAGCGUUGGGGAUAAUGCCUUGAUGCAUGAAGAACAUUUUGGAGGAGGUGACAGUGGUGGAGGAGAUGGUUAUGGAGGAGGAGGUGGUCAUGGAGGAGGAGGUGGUCAUGGAGGUGGAGGUGGUGGGCAUGGAGGUGGCGGCGGCGGCCAUGGAGGCGGAGGUGGUGGCUACGGAGGUGGG
This is a messenger RNA of Arachis duranensis, 308 nucleotides long. RefSeq names its product glycine-rich cell wall structural protein. The transcript has 3 exons. The record is from RefSeq and is a predicted model, not a curated record. Lineage: Eukaryota; Viridiplantae; Streptophyta; Magnoliopsida; Fabales; Fabaceae. The annotation marks the transcript as partial.